AUGGCAUAUGAAAAUUAUACAGUAAAAAAUGUUGACAGCUUUAUAAUCACUGGAUUUGAUCACCUGCAAAAUCAAAAAUUCCUUGGAUUUCUAAUCUUUUUAACCUACACGCUCAUACUGCUUGGGAACGGCAUCAAUCUGUGCAUCAUCUUGACUGACAGACAUUUACACAAACCAAUGUACAUAUUAAUCUGUAACCUUGCUGUUGUCGACAUCAUGUACUCCUCUACCUGCGGCACAACCAUGAUCUCAGUGCUGCUGGCUGAGAUUAAAACCGUUUCAUACUACUCUUGUAUAUCAAGGGCUUUCCUAUAUCAUCUUGGUGAUUUUACAGAAUGCAUGGCUCUGACCCUGAUGGCAAUAGACCGGCUUAUUGCAAUUACGUUUCCGUUAAGGUACCACAGCAUUGUAACGAAUUCACGAGUAUUUCUGCUUAUUGUUAUAACCUGGCUCGCUGGAUUCGCUGUGCUGGGAGUUAUAAUGUCUGUAGCGGACAGUCUCCCAUACUGUCAGCCGAUCAUCAGAUAUGUGUUUUGUGACUAUGCUUCAUUGAUUAGAGCUGCUUGUGUUAAUCCUGAACCUUAUUUUUUCAUGCCUGUAAUGUUAAGUUUGUGGCCAACGGUUGGACAGUUUCCCUUUAUAUUGUGCACCUAUGCUGUGCUGGCAUACAGCGUGAGCAAACUCACAAACAAUGCAAGCAAAAAUCAAAUGAUCAACACAUGUUUAAGUCACCUUAUUGUCUUGUUUAGUUUUUUUGUGCCAAAGGUUGUCUCGUCCUUGCUAACUCGAAUAGGAGUUGUGCUAACUUUAACGCAGCGAAAUGCAAUGUUGAUUGCUGCCUCUCUGGUUCCACCUCUAAUAAACCCCGCUGUUUACUGCAUCAGAACUAAAGAGAUCAGAAAACGAUUAGCGGAUGUGCUUUUGCACAAAAAAAUUGGUUCAUUAGGUUUCUCAUAA
Messenger RNA from Triplophysa rosa, 957 nucleotides. RefSeq names its product olfactory receptor 10G4-like. Gene Ontology annotation, biological process: G protein-coupled receptor signaling pathway. Bases 1 to 957 code for a protein of 318 amino acids. NCBI's taxonomy places the organism in Eukaryota, Metazoa, Chordata, Actinopteri, Cypriniformes, Nemacheilidae. The transcript has a single exon. Gene Ontology annotation, cellular component: membrane. Gene Ontology annotation, molecular function: G protein-coupled receptor activity; olfactory receptor activity. The record is from RefSeq and is a predicted model, not a curated record.